CCGAACCAAAGCCGUUAACCCCACACCUCCUUGGGGAUUCCCGUCAUUAGUAACUCUGGCAACUCUCUCUCCAACUCUUUGGACUUUUCCUCAGAGCUACUCGAGUUUUGAGGAUUCUCAAGACACAAAAUUCGUCGAGUUUGAGGAUGCGUAGGCGGUAGUUGUUUGCGGCGGUUUGCUGUUAAACGUGAAUUUCUGGGAUAGUCUUUUUUGAGGGGUUUUAUUUUGAAUUGGGCAAAGUGUUUGUUUUUUACCGGAAAAUGGAGUUGUUUGGGUGAGUUUUAAGUGUAGGCGGUUAAUAACAAAUCAAUGGCAAUCUUUAAGAAUCUUGGUACGGCGGUGUGGAAAGAUAACAAGGAAAGAAGGAUUGUUUUGAGCCACUGUCAAUUUCUAGAUCUCUAACGUUGUUAAAUUCUAUUUGGAAUUUGGCUUUUGACCUGAAGUUGAAGUGUGUUGGGCAUUUUCAAAAGCUCAGAUGGAGAAUUCGGUAUCCUUUGACGGAACAAGGAACCAUAAUUUGGAGGACAACUUCUCAGAUUUCAUGAAUUUUGAUACUCAUGCUGGAUGGUGCAGCAGCCCUUGUGCAACGGAUUUCACCUCUUAUGGGUUACCAUCCGUUCCAUCCAUGCCUUAUGGUUUUGCUUUGGAUGCUAUGAAUUUCGUGGAACACAAUACUGGUGCAUUUCCUGCGAACGAAAUUGGCGGAACUUUCAAUCCCAUGGGGACUUCUUUCAGUCCUGGAGAUAAAAUGAUGUUUCCGCAAAUGGAUGCCCAAGACGGGGUUUCAAUAGAUUUCAACAUUGCAAAUGACUUAGAAGCUGCACAGGAUAAUGGUUCUUUACAACAGAAUAAUGUCUUGGAUAUGGAAAAUUGCCUAAUCCCUAGGCCAUUGAGUAGCUCAGUUGAAGAGAAGAUGCUUAGGGCAUUGUCUUUGUUCAAAGAUUCGUCUGGUGGGGGCAUUUUGGCACAAGUUUGGGUUCCCAUGCGGCUUGGUGAUCAGUAUGUCUUAACCACUUGUGAGCAACCCUACUUGCUUGACCACAUGCUUGCAGGGUAUCGUGAAGUUUCGAGGUUGUUUACGUUCCCUGCAGAAAAGAAAUCAGGCUAUUUCCUUGGGCUUCCUGGUCGUGUCUUUAUCUCCAAAGUUCCAGAAUGGACUUCAAAUGUUAGUUAUUACAAAAAGGUUGAGUACCUGCGAGUGGAUCAUGCAGCAAAUCAUGAGGUCCGUGGAUCCAUUGCCUUGCCAGUUUUUGAUUCUGCUGGGAUGUCAUGCUGUGCUGUUUUGGAACUUGUCACUACCAAAGAGAAGAUCAAUUUUGACCCGGAGAUGGAAAUCGUUUGCAAUGCCCUCCAGGCUGUGAAUUUAAGGACUACCCCGCCUCCUAGACUUCGUUCUCAGUACCUGUCAAAGAACCAAAGAGCUGUCUUGGCAGAGAUAAUUGAUGUUUUACGAGCUGUGUGUCAUGCACAUAGAUUGCCGCUGGCUCUGACAUGGAUUCCUUGUUGUUACACUGAGGGAGCUGGUGAUGAAAUUACACGAGUGCGGAUCAGAGGGGGUAACACAAGUUCUGCUGAUAAAUAUAUACUUUGCAUUGAGGAGACAGCUUGCUAUGUGAAUGACAGAACGAUGGAAGGUUUUGUACGUGCAUGUUUGGAACAUCAUCUUGAGGAAGGGCAAGGUGUAGCUGGGAAGGCGCUUCAGUCAAAUCAUCCCUUCUUCUUCCCUGAUGUGAAGUCUUACGACAUAAAUGAGUAUCCACUUGUCCAUCACGCGCGCAAGUUUGGUUUGAAUGCGGCAGUCUCAAUCAGGCUAAGGAGCACCUACACUGGUGAUGAUGAUUAUAUUUUAGAGUUCUUUCUUCCUGUCAACAUGAGUGGUAGUUCAGAGCAGCAGCUCUUGUUAAACAACCUCCCGGGUACCAUGCAGAGAAUGUGUAAGAGUUUGAGGACAGUUUCAGAUGCAGAAUUAUGUGGGGCAGAAGGCUCUAAAGUUGGGUUUGAGAAGGGAGGAAUCCAGAACUUCCUGCCGAUGGCUAUGUCUAGGGGAAACUCUCAGAUGACAUUAUCAGAUAGUGAUGUAAAUUCAACUGAGAAGAUGCCAUUAAAUGUAUGUAACACAAGAAAUGAUGGAUUUGAAGCAGAUAGUCCUCAUGAACAAGCAACAAGUGGAUCAAGAAGGCAGGAGAAAAAGCGAAGUACAGCAGAGAAGAAUGUGAGCUUGAGUGUUCUUCAGCGAUACUUCUCUGGGAGUCUUAAGGAUGCCGCAAAAAGCAUAGGCGUUUGCCCUACUACACUGAAAAGAAUAUGCAGACAACAUGGAAUUUCAAGAUGGCCAUCCCGUAAGAUAAAUAAGGUGAAUCGUUCAUUGAGGAAAAUACAGACUGUUCUUGAUUCUGUUGAGGGGGUAGAUGGAGGAUUGAAAUUUGACCCAACCACCGGGGAGUUUGUGGCAACAGACUCUGUAAUUCAGGAAUCUGAUUCACAGAAAAGUCUCCUUUUCCCCAACAAAAAUGUGCGUGUCAAAAAGGCCAAGCCAGUUAAUGAAAAUGCAGUUUCAGUUCCUUUGGUGCCUGAUAUUGAUGGCUUGAGUUCUCUAAUUAAGUUGGAAGUGGAUGAGUGUUCUAUGGGUGGGAACCAAGUAGGGCUCUCAACUAGUAAGCUCAUUACAAAUGCGUGUGAAGUAGAACUAGAGAAAUCCAAUGUCUCUUUCAUUGAUUCUAGUGAAGAUUCAAAAUUGGUUGCAAUAGAUGCUCCACGGGCUUCGCCUGACAAUCCCUCCUUGGGCUCUUCUCUUGUGAAUAUAGUUGAAAAAUGGGGUAGCUUGAAAUCAGAAAAUCCCGACUCCCACUUUGCGCCUCGGAGCUCUGGCUCCUUGGCUACUGCUGAUGAAAUGGAUACUGGAGUUGGAGUUGGUGGGGAUGAUGGGAUUGUUGAAUGUACCCAGCCUACUUGUUCAAGUAUGACAGACUCAUCAAAUGUUUCUGGUUCAACAAUGCGCGGCAGCUCUUCAAGCUCUAUGAGCUUCGAGGAGGAGAAACGUUCUAAAGUCAAAUCAAGCUGUGCCGAUAGUGGAUCCAAAAUUAUUGUGAAAGCUACUUACAGAGACGAUACAAUCCGGUUCAAGUUUGAGCCCUCAGCCAGGUGUUUUCAACUGUAUGAAGAAGUUGCAAAGCGGUUCAAGCUGCAAAAGGGGACCUUCCAGCUCAAGUAUUUAGAUGAUGAAGAGGAAUGGGUGAUGCUAGUAAGUGAUUCAGAUCUGCAAGAGUGUCUUGAGAUUAUGGAUGAUGCAGGCACACGUUGUGUAAAGUUCCUGGUUAGAGAUAUGCCUUGUACUAUUAGCAGCUCCAGCAGUAGCAACUGCUUCUUGGCUGGGGGCUCAUAAUAUAGGGAUAGAAUUUUUGUUGUAGCUUGGCAAAUACUCCAUGCUUCUGCAGGUUCUACUUCAUCUCUUGCACUGCCGAUCACUGUGCUGCUAUGCUGCUAUAUUUCAAAGCAGUUCCUAUACUGAUGUUGACUGUGUUGCAAGAGCUUCAGAGGAAGGGAAAAAGAGCAGAUGUAAAACACUAUGUAUGUUCAUAGAUAGGUCUGUAUAUGGUAGAAUUGGGAAUAAAAAUUGCAGCAACGUAAUCUCACUCUGUAUAGUUUUUGCUUUUGUUUAGCUCAGAAAAUAGAUGGCUUGAAAGUGUUGAUUUUGUGGUAUAGUACAUGAGGGCCCGUUGGGGGUUCAGCGGGCAUUUUGAUCUCCUACAAAUGAAAUCA
Molecule: messenger RNA, 3759 nt
Organism: Corylus avellana
Lineage: Eukaryota; Viridiplantae; Streptophyta; Magnoliopsida; Fagales; Betulaceae
Product: protein NLP9
Molecular function (GO): DNA-binding transcription factor activity; protein binding
Source: RefSeq, a predicted model, not a curated record